CAUGAACUUACUAGCCUCUUUAAUGAUUUUCAAAGUGCACAGAAAGAACGAAUAAAAAUCAAACAACAAGCAAACUUUGUUUUCGAGUCUCAAAGUUCAGGUGUACAAAGCGCCAAGCCAUUAGAAGAACUUGAAGAUGAACAUCAAAAGAUGUAUUUAAGUAAAAUAAAUUUGGCGGAAAAAUAUCAAUUCGCUCGUCAAUUAUAUCAUUUGAUGCAUAAUCAUGUUCGAAUGAGCCAAUCGGGACUUCCCGCAGACCCUUAUGUAGAAAAGAUAGAGAAGACUGUUAAAAGGAUUUCAAGUAUGGAGUUUAGAGAUAUCAGCAUAAAGGAAGAUGCCUGGCAAAAAAGCAUGCAAAAAUUGGACUGGGAUUUACUGGAUACGUCGACAUCAAUUCGUGGAAUGGCUGACAUUUUUAUAAGAAGCGAGAAUGAUAAUCUUAUUACAAUGUGGUAUUGGGAACUUAAAAAUGGCUUGAUUGAUGCAUGUAAAUGUCGACCCCUUUGUAAAUUGUCGUCUGCGUCAGUCAAUUUAUUCUAUGAUAUCGUUGCAUAUGAUAUCACAUACACUUCUGGAAUAGCACAUGACAAAAAAAAUACAUCAAAGGUACUGAAGUUUAGCACAAGACAUCGAGGGCGUUGUUUGCUUGUUUCUAUAAUAAGAGAAGAUCCAAAAACGGGAUCAGGCACUGAACCGGAUUCUAAUUAUGACAUAAAAUUUGAUCAUCCCCUUGUUUUAUCAACUAUCAAAUUUCGUGAGAUGAUUCAAAUAAUUACUACUUCAGGUAAAAGCGAGAAACGGGAUGUACAUUUUAUUUCGCCGGAAAUGGAGCUGUCACUUCUCAAUGCCGUAUUUAGUAGUGGAAGUACUCAGAUCUCUUAUUUAAAAGCAGUCAUAUUCAUUGAACCAUUUGCCCUUAAGCAAGCAGUAUUCUUCAUACUCACACCUAUUUAUUUUCCAGCGGUGGUAUUAAACAAGCCCGACGAAAUGAAAAUAACUCCCGAUCACAUAUAUGGUGGCAUUCCAGUAUUCAGACCAACCUGGGAUCAAUUCAAAGAUUUCAGGGCGUUUGUAGCCGCGGUAAAACAUUAUGGCUAUGAUUCAGGUAUUAUAAAAAUAAUACCGCCGGAAGAAUGGAAAAAAACACUUCCAAAGGAUUAUUCUCGGCAAUUAAGCAAGAUUUCAAUCAAAAGUCCAUGCCAACAAAUGGUUAUGCGUGAUACUACGGUCGGAUACUACGUCGUCCGAAAUAUAGAAAGUGAUAAGACCUACACCGUUAAAGAAUGGGCUGAAUUAUGCGAAACAUCAAAAUAUGCUACUCCACCUCCCAAGAUGAAAAGCUCUUCUUCCAAAUCGUCUCAACGAAAAAGUAAUAAUUACGGAAAGGUCCCUACAAACCAUUCGCCUAAAAAACGUAGCACAUCCAGUCAAUCACCACCCGGGACGCCACCACGUGCGAAGAAACGUGCUCCAGAAAUUACUCAGACUCCUCCCGAAACACCACCAAAAGUUUGUACGUCGGGAUCAAGCAAGGCUAUUACUAUGAUCUCCGACUUGUCACUACCUGAACAGGCUAGCAUGACCGACUCGUUUGUAGAUAAUGAUUUUUCAUUACAAGACUACACUGAUGGCAGUGAAAUUGAAGAGGAAGAGGUUGUGCUCACUUCUGGACAAGUGACUACCGAAUUCCUGCAGCAAAUGCCUGAAUUACAAGCUGCAAUGCCGUCUACAAUCACACAUACUGUAGGACCUUUAUCUGAACCUACCAUGAAACCUAUAAAAACAGAAGAAUCGAAUAUGGAUUUUGAAAAAUUUGAUUACCGUUCUGUCAACAGACGACCGUUUAAUGAUGAUGAAUAUAUUAAAGAACUUGCUGUUUAUUAUUGGAAGAAUGUGACAUAUACCCCACCCUAUUAUGGUGCGGAUAUGGCAGGUACUCUAUUUACUGAUACAACCAAGUCGUGGAAUGUAAAUUGCCUCGAUAACUUGUUGAAUACUAUCGAUCCGAUUCCUGGCGUAAAUAAUGCAUACCUUUACUUUGGAAUGUGGAAAGCAUGUUUCCCAUGGCAUGUCGAGGAUAAAGAUUUAUAUUCUAUUAAUUAUAUCCACUUCGGUGCACCAAAGCAUUGGUAUGCUAUAUCUCCAAAACGAGCUGACAAAUUUGAACAGCAUAUGAGAGAGUUUCUUGUUUCGCCUUCUGCUCUCGACCGUGCUCCAAUUCUUUACAACCACGUUGUUCAACGAGAGGGAGAAUUUAUCAUAACCUUCCCUCGAGGAUACCAUUCAGGAUUCAAUUUAGGAUUUAACUGUGCAGAAAGUGUUAACUUUGCCUUCGAAGACUGGAUUGAGAUCGGAAUUAGAGCAAAAUCAUGCGCAUGCCGCCCGGAUUCUGUCCGAAUUGAUACAAAGAUUAAAUUAUCUUCUGAUUCUUUUGGUUCUACAUCAACCAAAAUUGUACUUUCUCCGAAAAAGGGUAGAUUGAAAUCUCACCCGAAUAAAGCAGUUCACCAGUGCUAUUUAUGUCCAAAUAAAUACAGUUAUGACGAAGAAACAUUGGAAGGAGGUGAAUUUGAGCUUAUAUCCAACGACGAUGGCAGUCAAUAUGCUCAUGGUUUAUGUGCAAUGUUUGUUCCAGAAACAUGGAUUGCGAGUACAGAUGGUUCAAUGACUGAUUGUAAAGUUAUUGAAACAGAACCUAUACCUGUAUACCGGUUUGAAACGGAAUGUCAGGUUUGUCAUACCAAAGCAGGUGCAUGUGUUCAGUGUCAAGAGGCUGGCUGUACAAAGAGCUUUCAUGUAUCAUGUGGAGACAGUGAUGGGAAUCAAUUCAAAGGAAUUGACUUAGAAGGUCAAAUAUAUUAUGUGAUCUAUUGUAAAACGCAUCAAAAGGAUCAUGCUGCUAUUAUGGACAUUUUAGGUAUGGACGAUGAAGAGGAGGUUUCAGAUUCUGAAGAAUUUAAUGCCAUGGAGUUGGAUGUAUCUUGGAAUGGAUAA
Messenger RNA from Dentiscutata heterogama, 2994 nucleotides. The record is from the annotation of a GenBank genome assembly. NCBI's taxonomy places the organism in Eukaryota, Fungi, Glomeromycota, Glomeromycetes, Diversisporales, Gigasporaceae.